CUGUAGUUCGGUGGCGCAGUGGCAGCGCUGUUGCCUUGUAAUAAGGACACGGCUUGGAGUUUGCUAGGCCUCCCCAUGUUGCCGCGUGUUUCCUCGAGAUUUUCUCCCAGUCUCCAGACCUGCAGGACAAGUGGAUUGACGAUGCCAAAUUGUGUGUAUUCACCAUGCGAUAGACUAACGUCCUGUCAAGAUAUGGAGAAACCUGAGAUGAUUUUUAAGAAUUACAACAGUACUUGUGAAAGCAACAGUUAUGCCUACAAUUCUAAAAAAUAUGAGCUUGAGGACCAAGAUGCUGAGGAUAAUUUUCGAAGAAAAUUGAAAUUCUAUUUUAUGAAUCCUUGUGAUAAAUUCAAAGCCCGUGGAAGAAAGCCUUGGAAAUUAGGACUACAAAUUCUUAAGAUUAUUAUUAUAACAGCCCAGCUGGUAUCCUUUGGUUUGAGUAAUCAGAUGGUGGUUGCUUUUAAAGAAGACAACCUGAAUGCCUUUAAACAUCUUUUCCUCAGAGGCUAUACGUAUAAACUGGAAGAUAACUUUGCAGUAUACACUAAAAAAGAUUUUUUUGAAUCAAUCUCUUAUGCAGUAUAUCAGUACUUGCACCUCCCAAAUGUAUCUGUUGGAAAUCAUGCUUAUGAAUGGAAUGGUGAGGAAUAUCCUGGCUUGAUUAUCUGCCAGGAGCUGUAUAUGAAUAGUUCAAUCUAUCCUGGAAAUGAGACUUUUGAUAUUGACACUAAAAUUGAAACAGACUGUCUUAAUAUUAAGCCUGAUGUACCAACAGAGAAUGAAAUGUUAAGAAAUGACAAGUUCAAUUAUAGCGUGGACUUUCAAAGACUAUUGUCUGUAAAUAUUUAUUUUACCCUAAAGGCGGUGAAUUUGCAAGCUAUCCGAAACAAUGAACUUCCAGAUUGUUAUGAUUUUAACAUUACAAUCAGAUUUAUCAAUAAUGCAUACAGUGGAAGAAUUCAAGUGAUGCUUGACCAGGAUGUUGGCAUAAAUGAAUGUAAAGAAUUAAAAGUGUCUGGAUCCAUACAAAGAAACACCCCAUAUCUUGUAUUAUUUGAUACUUUCAUCAUUUUAGCCUGCUUGGGGUCAUUGAUUCUUUGUGUGCGGUCAGUAAUAAAUGGCCUCCAGUUGCAAUAUGAAUACAUAACUUUUUAUUUGACUCGCUAUAACAAGACAGUGCCAUUUUCCGAUCGAAUGGAAUUUGUAAAUGGAUGGUACAUUUUGAUUAUAAUUAGUGAUAUUCUGACCAUUAUUGGAUCUAUUCUGAAAAUUGAAAUUCAAACAAAGAAUCUGACAAACUAUGAUGUCUGCAGUAUCUUGCUUGGAACUUCAACAAUGCUGGUCUGGAUUGGAGUUAUUCGCUACCUUGGUUUCUUCCAAAAAUAUAACCUCCUCAUCUUAACUUUAAGGGCUGCAUUUCCCAAUGUGAUUCGUUUCUGCUGCUGUGCUGCAAUGAUUUAUUUUGGAUAUUGCUUUUGUGGAUGGAUUGUGCUUGGACCCUAUCAUGUUAAAUUUCGUACUCUAAAUACAGUUACAGAGUGUCUGUUCUCUUUGGUCAAUGGAGAUGACAUGUUUCCCACGUUCAAGGAAAUGCAGCAGAAGAGUCACCUGGUAUGGCUUUUCAGCAGAGUCUACCUGUAUUCUUUCAUCAGUCUUUUUAUCUACAUGGUGCUAAGCCUGUUCAUUGCUCUUAUCACAGAUACCUAUGAAACAAUUAAGCAAUACCAAAGGGAGGGAUUUCCACAAACUGAACUACAUUUAUUUAUGGCAGAAUGUAAAGAUCUACCAAGUUCUGGGAGGUACAGAAUAGAAGGAGAGUCUCCAGUAGCUGCUUUCUGUUGUUGUAACCGGGUUACAAAUAGUAAGAUAGAUAGAGCCGAAGAAGCUGCUAUUUUGAGGGAUGAUCUGAAAUUUUACUUUAUGAGUCCUUGUGAAAAAUACAACGCGAGGAAACAGAUACCAUGGAAACUAGGAGUACAGAUUUUGAAAAUUAUUAUUAUUACACUUCAGCUUGUUUUGUUUGGCUUGCGGAAUCAGACUGUCGUUUCUUAUAAAGAGGAGACUACUAUAACAUUCAAGCAACUCUUCAUAAAAUCUUAUACAGGCAGCAGCGAAGAUGAAAAAAGCCACUCGAUAUACACUCAGAAAGACGUUUAUGAUAGCAUGAAUUUUGUAGUUCAUCAGUACAUGCAGUUUAAGAAUCUAUCUGUGGGUGCUAUAAGUUACAGCCAAGAUACAAGUGAAUUUGAAGGCCUGGAAAUGUGCAGAACACAGUACAAGGAAGUUACCUCUACUGAUAUAUUUCAUAUUAACCCGGAAAUGGAAACAAACUGUUUGAAAGUAAAUUCUUCAGAUAAGAAUAAUGACUGGAAACUUGUCAAUGAAUCUUUACUCGGCCUGGACUUUUAUAGACUUAUUGAUGUAAUAAUAACCUUUAAACUUAAAGGCAUCAACCUGCAAGCAAUACGUUCACUUGAAAUUCCAGACUGCUAUGAUUUCUAUGUAACAAUAACAUUUGACAAUCAAGGUCAUAGUGGGCUACUGAAAGUAUUUUUAAAUAAUGAUGCCGUUAUUAGUGAAUGCAACAACUGGAACAUAUCUGCCUCUUGGCCAAACAGUAAAUAUUUUCUGCUGGUUUUUGAUUCCUUUGUAAUUUUGGUCUGUUUCAUCUCAGCGGUGUUGUGCAUCAGAUCUAUAAUUCUUGCAAGGCGACUCCUACAGAGAUUUGUCAAGUUCUUCCAAGAUCACUAUGAACGCACAGUAUGUGAAUCGGAUAAAAAUGAGUUUAUAAAUAUGUGGUACAUAUUGAUCAUCAUCAGUGAUCUAAUGGCAAUAAUUGGUCUAGUUUUGAAGAUGGAAAUACAAACAAAGAAUCUUGCAAGCUAUGACUGUUGCAGCAUUCUUCUUGGCACUUCCACAUUAAUGGUAUGGGUUGGGGUAAUAAGAUAUCUCGGCUACUUUCAGAAAUAUAAUGUUCUCAUUCUAACCAUGAAUGCAGCCUUGGCAAAAGUCCUUCGUUUCUGUUGUUGUGCAGGAAUGCUUUAUCUUGGCUAUAUGUUUUGUGGGUGGAUUGUUCUUGGACCAUAUCAUAAAAAGUUUGAAACUUUGAGCACCGUGGCAGAAUGCCUCUUUUCACUGGUUAAUGGAGACGACAUGUUUGCCACCUUUGCACAGAUCCAACAGAAGAGCAUCUUAGUUUGGCUAUUCAGUCGUGUGUAUUUAUACACCUUCAUUGCUCUUUUCAUCUACAUGGUCCUCAGCCUCUUCAUUGCACUUAUCACAGAUUCCUAUGAAACAAUUAAGAAGUACCAAGCAGAAGGUUUUCCAGUUACAGACCUAGAAAGAUUUCUUAAAGAAUGUGAAGAUUUUCCUCAUUUGGAGAAGGAAGAGGAGUCCAAUGUUUCCUUUCUUUGCUGUAAAAGAAGCAUUUAUGAGACGACAGUACUUGGAUUUUGAUGCCUUAUUGUUCGUCCUGAAGAACAGAGUGACUUGGCUGGAGUGGCAUUACUGGAAUCAACUGUUUGGAGUGGGUACAUGUCGGAGACUGAACUCGCUACUUAGCUUGAAAAUCGUUCAAGCGGCAUUGGCCAAGACAGGAAAAACCACGUGGGAGUAGAGCAGUGGCACCAAGUGCUGUAGCAAGAUCCUGAGAAAAGAAAUUGAAUAGAGAAGGGUUAAUAGCUUAUAAUUAUUGUAUUACUUAUCUGUUUACACACAUGAAUAACAGAGAUGUAAUCAACCGCACUAACCAGAGUAUGCUUGGUUAAAGCAGUGAGUCUUCGGCCUUUUUUUAAAAGCAAAGAGCAAAGGGUCAUACAUCUCUUGUAUCAGAAAAUGGAUUGCACUUUAAAGCUUGACUUUCCACUUUUCUGUUAAUCCUUGAAAUCUUUAAGUCUGUAUCUUGAGAUCUUAAAGCACAUUCCAGUUUGAAGUUAUGUAUAUAGAUAGGUAAGUAGGAUCUUGGCCGUUUAAGGUUUUAUGUGAAAGAAGGAGGAUUUUGAAGUCCGGCCCAAGCUUAACUAGAAGCCAGUGUAAAGACUUAAACUGGAGUUGUGGUAGUACUUUCUAGUUUUAGUAAUGUUUUUGUGGCAGAAUCUUGAGUUAACUUAAAACUUCAUAUAGUAGGGUUUAAAUGGCUGGUAAAUAACCCACUGUAGUAGUCAGUCCUAUUAGAAAUAAAUCCAUUAAUUCAUUUCUCUGUAUACUGUAGUCUUAAUUUUCCAAAAUUAAAAAAAAAAUUAAAAGGUUUUAUAGUGUGUGUUUUUAAAAUACUGAUUCAUUAAAACUAAUGGUUAGUCUAGUUGAGUUAAAGUGACAGAAAUGCAUUUUGUUGGGGCAAAUGAUGUCGAGUGCAACAGGAUUCUAUUUUUUGUGUAAUAAGAGACAAGGAGACAUCACCCAUCCACACUCACACCAUGUUUAAAGGACAGUAUUGGAGAAACAUUUAGCUUAAAAGGUAUAAUUGGGUGUCAUCUGCGUGGAAGCAAAAAUAAUGCUAUGUUUUCUAAAAACUAGUACCUAAAGGAAGCAUGUACUAUAAAGUGAAAACAGUAAAGGUUCAAGCAUUGAAACCUGUGGACACCUUAUUUACUUCUGAAUUAUAUGACAAAGGUUAGGAUAUUUCUGUACAAAGUAAAAUCAAUAAGGUAAAUAUGAACUAAACCAUGCAAGGAAAGUGUAUGAGAGCCCAAUGUAAUAUUCCAGCAUGUGUAACACUGUGGUCAAUUUUGUCAAAGGCUGUGCUUUAAAUCUACCAGUACUGUGGACUUUCCUUCAUCAAAUGAUAUUAAAGUAUUGUGGGUUAGUGCUGUUUCUAGACUAACUGAUGUGAAAGCAGACUGUAAAAAAAAGUCUGUUAAGGAUAAUAAGUUGUUUUGAAAGAAAAAAAAUCUAACAAAUGGAAAAAUAUGAACUAAAAUGAGAAUGAAUGUUUCAGAAAAUUAGAAUCUGUGGAAAAAAUAGUACAUGCAAAAGUGUGAAGAAAGUUGUGAUGUAAACCUGGAUUGACUAUUCCAUUUCCAAUAGUAGUAGUGGGGGUGAUGAGAAUUUGAGAGUGCGAUUGUAAUAUUAUGCGGAGGUUAAAUUUAAACUGCAAAUAAUUUUUUUUAAAUAUAUGCAUAGUUUAAUUAUGUAUAUAUAUUCAGUAAAGCUCAAACCUAAUGUAUUUUUUUUUCUUCAACUUGAAUGGCCUUACAUUUACGUCCUUUUAUUUAUGGCCAGUAAACACAAAUGUGCUAUUUCUGCCUGCAAAAGUCCCAAGGAAGGUCUAUAGUAGAAACCUAGGCCCACUUGCAUUGACACUUAGGAGCCAAGAGCAUUGUUGGUUAAUUACAGGUAAAUGAAAAUUUGUGUGUAUAUGUGUGUGAAUUAAAAACAAUAUAUUUGCAGGCUUACCCUGUAUGACUUGUUACACCAGUGUAGUAGAAAGGCAGCCUGACCACUGGAAUGCUUUUAAAGAAAAGGGGCAUAAUUUUAGAGAAAGGCCAAGUAUCCUAACAGGAAAUAAUUGUGUAUUAAGUAAGUGCCAUAUUGUUUGCAAAUUGAUUUCUUAUUUUAAAAAAAAAUCUCUUCAUGCACUUUAAAUUGAUUCCAUCCUUUUAAGACUAUUUAGUUUGGUCACUUUUAGACCUAAUGCACUCCACUACGUAAUGGUUAUAUUCUGUCCUACAUUCCCAACUAUACACGUUUUUGUGAAACUUUAAAUGUAAUACAUUGAUUAAGUCAAGAGCUUUUAGACAUACUGUAAUGGCAAUGUAAUAAUUUUAGUUCAGUGUGUGUGUGUCUAAAAUACAUGAAGUUCUGGGACACCUACCUUUUAAACACACACAAACUUUAAUGACAUCCCAUUCUUAAUUCAUAGGCUUUAAUAUGGAGUUGGCCCAC
Molecule: messenger RNA, 5883 nt
Organism: Polypterus senegalus (gray bichir)
Lineage: Eukaryota; Metazoa; Chordata; Cladistia; Polypteriformes; Polypteridae
Exons: 27
Coding region: 76-3456 (1126 amino acids)
Cellular component (GO): plasma membrane; lysosomal membrane
Molecular function (GO): NAADP-sensitive calcium-release channel activity
Source: RefSeq, a predicted model, not a curated record